AUGUCAAAUAAUACUACAAUUACAGAUUAUAGUAAUUUGGUUGGUAGUUUUCGUGCAUAUAUAUGUCCAAUAAUUGCAAUUAUCGGUGUCAUAGGGAAUAGUUUUAUUGUAAUCAUUUUUUUAAAAGAAAAACAAUUAUCAAGAUUUUCAAUUUAUUCAAUCUUUUUAGCUAUUGCUAAUAUUAUUACAUUAAUUAUGAAUACAUUUAUUGAUGAUUUUCUUGGACGUGGUCUAUAUUAUGCAACAAAUCAUCAAUUCUAUUUUAAAUUAGAUACAAUUUCAACAUUUUGGUGUAAAAGUGUUGAAUAUAUAUCGAAUACUAUGUACUUUACAUCAUCUUAUUUAAUUGUGAUUUUUUCAAUUGAUCGUCUAUUAACUAUUCAUAAACCGAUUAAAUUCUAUUCAAUAUAUCAUAAACAUUGGGCUUUGAUUGCAUGUAUUCUUGUAUAUUCAAUGGGAAUACUUAGUAAUUCACCAUUGUUAUUUGUACAAACUUUAAUGGUUGAUACAUCGAGUCGAACAAAUUUUACUUGUAGAAUGAUUUCUGAACAUCCAGUAGCAAAAUUUACUAUAACAUUUGAAACAAUCGUCACGUUCACAAUACCAUUUUGUCUUGUAUUAUUUUUAAAUGUUUUCAUUUGUAUUGAAUUAUGGAAAUUGAAAGUUAAUCGAACAGCUUUAUUACCGGCUGACUCUUCGCGGAAUCGUAUGGAAAUGGGACGAGUUUUUGGACAUUUAGCUUUGAGUACUGCAUUCUUAUUAUUGUACCUACCGAUGAUCAGUGACAUAAAUCGCACAGAAGAAAUGUAACUGGUUAUCAGAGAUCGAUUUUAUUAGAGAAAUAUGAUGAAACAUCGAUACAAAGAAAAUUAUACAUAAUAUAUCUCAUAAAAUUUAUGUGAUAGUCUGAACAUGCACAAGACCAGUUCGUACAAAAAAUGGUUGUCUCUGUAGCGCAUCAGGUGUGGACGAUCUCGACUGAGCAUUAUUGAAAUAAUUAGAUAAUUUACAAGUACCUUUUGAAUGUUCGCGUUUUCGUGCAAGUUUUUUAGCUUGAAUUACUUCUUCGUGUGUUUCAUCAUCUUCCCUAUUGUUAUUUUUUAAAGAAAGAUCGGAAAAUAAACAUUUUAAAUUUUUAAAAAAUAACAACGAGAAAAUCAGUAAAAUUUCAUUUCUACAAAGCCUGUUACUUUAGAAAUACGUUGAAACACUUAGACGAACAGUCAUACUAAUAUUUUUAUCGUAGAAAUCUAUUGAGCCUUUUUAUUUACAUGUAUUCCGAUUUCGCUAAUUGAAACAAAUACUAUUCUCGUGUAGCCCGAAAGUCUCAGGUGGUGAAUAGUUUGAAAAACGGGAUAGAAGGUAUGUUCAAGA
Molecule: messenger RNA, 1374 nt
Organism: Schistosoma guineensis
Lineage: Eukaryota; Metazoa; Platyhelminthes; Trematoda; Strigeidida; Schistosomatidae
Source: the annotation of a GenBank genome assembly